AUCUUUUUCAAAUUGUCUCAGGAAACGUCAACUACCAGAAGCUUAUCCCUCUGGAUUAAGAAUUGCUAGUGUAUCCUCAUCUACCACAAGGGGACUCACCAAUGUCGUCCGCAGAGGCACCCAAGGUGCCUGUUUACUCGAGCAAUGAUCUGAAAUCCACCACCGACGAUGCCCUGGCACCACACCUCACCACCCUGCCGCAACCCUACCGAUUUACCCAAGACAACACCAUGCUGAACGUGCGCUUGCUGCUGGGCUACUCGGCCGUCGCCAUUGCCGGGUUCACCUUCUACGCAGACCGCAUGCUGAAGUGGGAGGCGACUCGCUCACCGUGGAUCCUGGCGGCCGUCGCAUCGUACUUCAUUCUGAACUCCCUUCUCACAUACUGGAUCUGGGCCGUCGAGGCGGGCGAGGUGUUCCGAGGCAAGCGCAAGUCGGGUGAAACAAUUGUGAUCCGCUCCUCCGUCAAGAAGCAUUCCCCGCUUUAUAAGCUCAAGGUUCAGUACACGUCUCCGGCGGGCAAGGUGAUCCAGGAGAAGGAGAUCGAAACGUCCUUCACGAAGUGGUUUGCAGCCGACGGGACGUUCCACAUCCAGCCGCUCCGCGACUGGUUGGCGAGCGAGAUUGAGGUUCUGCGGCUCGCGGCGAACGAGAUUCAGAAGAAGACGGGCGGUGUUGCGAGUCAUGUCGCCGUGCAGGAGGCGGAUCACGGCGAAGGGGGCAAGGGUGGGCAGAAGAGGAAGUGAACCCACGGCGUAAUGAACCCUCGUUUUACCACGAACAAAAACAUCCAGGGUGAUUAUCGGAUCUGCAUGUCAAAAUGGCGCAACGUUUGGGAAUGUAUCUGGUGUGAUGUCAGGCUCUCUUUUCCAAAUCGUAUCUUGCGGGGUUC
Aspergillus japonicus CBS 114.51 is the source of this 892-nucleotide messenger RNA. RefSeq names its product signal peptidase complex subunit 2. Lineage: Eukaryota; Fungi; Ascomycota; Eurotiomycetes; Eurotiales; Aspergillaceae. Gene Ontology annotation, cellular component: signal peptidase complex; membrane. Bases 102 to 746 code for a protein of 214 amino acids. The record is from RefSeq and is a predicted model, not a curated record. Gene Ontology annotation, biological process: protein targeting to ER. The transcript is spliced from 3 exons.